CCAACCCCCUUAAUUUGUUUGUUGUUCCCUCUCUCUCUCCCUCUCCCUCUCUCUCUCUCUCUCCACACACACACAUCUCUAUAGCUAGCUGCCUAGCCCAGCCUAGCCUUCGUCUUCUUUUAACCCUGCAUUCCUCUCCAGCCAGAACGGUCUUAGCUUUGCCGGCCUGUCACGGGGGUGGGGUAGUGCUAGAUAGUAUUUUGCAGAGGUGUGGUUGCAGAGAGAGGCGCCAUACAUAUAUAGCCGCCUCUCGCGAGGAGAGCGAUCGAGGAGGAUGACGUGGUGCAAUGGUUUCGACGACGUGCGCGCCGCCAUGGAGAGCAGCCUGUCCCCGGCUGGCGCCGUGGCCGCCGCGGGCAAGAAGGCGGCAGCGUCGCUCGCCGUCCUGGUCAAGAUGUGCCCGUCGUGCGGGCAUCGCGCGCAGUAUGAACAGGAGACCACCACAAUUCAGGACUUGCCGGGGCUGCCUGCCGGCGUGAAGUUCGAUCCGACGGACCAGGAGCUUCUGGAGCACUUGGAGGGGAAGGCGAGGCCGGAUUCCCGGAAGCUCCACCCCCUCGUCGACGAGUUCAUCCCCACCAUCGAGGGCGAGAACGGCAUCUGCUACACGCAUCCUGAGAGGCUUCCUGGUGUGAGCAAGGACGGGCUGGUCCGGCACUUCUUCCACCGGCCAUCGAAGGCGUACACAACGGGGACGAGGAAGCGGCGGAAGGUGCACAGCGAAGACGAGGACGGCGGCGAGACGCGGUGGCACAAGACCGGCAAGACGAGGCCGGUGAUGUCCAACGGCAGUCCCAGGGGUUACAAGAAGAUCCUGGUGCUCUACACCAACUACGGCAAGCAGCGCAAGCCCGAGAAGACCAACUGGGUGAUGCACCAGUACCACCUCGGCUCCGACGAGGAGGAGCGCGACGGCGAGCUCGUCGUCUCCAAGGUCUUCUUCCAGACACAGCCCAGGCAAUGCGGCUCCACGACGGCCAAGGAGGCCACCCUCGCCGCAACGGUAAACAACAACACCCGUGAAGCCGGCGGUGCACUUGCCGGCCAUCAUCAGGGUGGCAGCAUUCUCAGGGAAGCAAACGGCAUGGAGCUCUACAAUCCAGCAAUGGUAGGGUAUGGCCAAGGCGUCCCAAACAACAGGGACCCUGCUGCUGCUGCUGCUUACUUCAUGCCUAACUUUGCCCUGCAUGCAGGAAGGGCUAGCUUUGGCCCUUGAACCAAGAAUUCACGACAAAAAAUUUACAAUCCUACCAAAUUCACAGGUUAGGGAAUUAGGGGCGGACCAGGUCACUGGUGUAUUGUCCAUGGCCUGAAAACUACAGCACAGGUGGAAAGAUACAUGUUGGGACUGUAGGAAUGUCAUAUUCUUUGCACUCUAAUUUGACGUUCAUUUCCCAAUUGUUAAUUACUAUAUUUUGUUUAACCUUCUGUGGUUCCGUCA
This is a messenger RNA of Phragmites australis (common reed), 1441 nucleotides long. Its product is annotated as NAC domain-containing protein 73-like. The transcript has 3 exons. The record is from RefSeq and is a predicted model, not a curated record. Bases 275 to 1216 code for a protein of 313 amino acids. Gene Ontology annotation, biological process: regulation of DNA-templated transcription. Lineage: Eukaryota; Viridiplantae; Streptophyta; Magnoliopsida; Poales; Poaceae. Gene Ontology annotation, cellular component: nucleus. Gene Ontology annotation, molecular function: DNA-binding transcription factor activity; transcription cis-regulatory region binding.